Messenger RNA from Erigeron canadensis, 2915 nucleotides. Its product is annotated as DNA repair protein RAD4. The transcript is spliced from 13 exons. Gene Ontology annotation, biological process: nucleotide-excision repair; mismatch repair. The record is from RefSeq and is a predicted model, not a curated record. Gene Ontology annotation, cellular component: XPC complex; nucleus; cytoplasm. Lineage: Eukaryota; Viridiplantae; Streptophyta; Magnoliopsida; Asterales; Asteraceae. Gene Ontology annotation, molecular function: single-stranded DNA binding; damaged DNA binding. Bases 33 to 2768 code for a protein of 911 amino acids.
CUCACUUCCAAGAACCGCCCUCCCGCCCGCCCAUGAAAACCAGAAAUCAAGCCAAACGACCCCCUCAACCUCAACCAACUACUACUACUGGCAGUCUUGUGAAUACAUCAAACGAGGGUGUUAGCAAGUUUUUGAAUAAGGUUGGAUCACGUGGGUCGAAAAAACGAGAUGGGUACAUUCGUAAAUGCGAUUAUGCUACUAAGGGAAUGGAAAAACAAGUUAACAUCGACAUUGAUGCACGAAAGGUUUUGGGGGUCGAGGGUUCUAGUGGAAAUAACCGAGUAGAGAAUGCAUCUCCUUUGAAACCUGAUGAUGGAAAUCCCCAGCAAGCUAAGUCUGAAUUGGAGGACGAAAUGGCUGAUUCAGAUUGGGAAGAUGGAUCAAAUCCCAAUGUGAAGUACGAAAAUGAUCAUUUAAACAAGGAUAUCACUAUCGAGUUUGAUUCAGCCCCUGGUACUGCUAAGCGAAAGCCUGUACGCCGAGCUUCUGCUGAGGAAAAGGAAGUGGCUGAGCUUGUGCAUAGGACACAUUUACUCUGUUUACUUGGACGGGGACGAUUAAUUGAUAGUGCUUGUGAUGAUUCUCUCAUUCAGGCUUCCAUAAUGUCACUUUUACCAGCAAACUUGCUGGAGCUAUCAGAAGUCACAAAUCUUACAUCAAAAGCUUUGGCUCCUUUAGUCAACUGGUUGCAUGGUAACUUCCGGGUAAGAAGUUCAAGCAUUGAAAGGUCUUUCCAUUCAGCAUUGACAGGGGCUCUUGCAAACCAAGAGGGGACUCCGGAGGAGGUGGCUGCUUUGUCUGUAGCAGCGUUCAGAGCAUUGAAUCUUUCAACACGGUUUGUGUCUAUUUUAGAUGCUGCCUCCUUGAAACCAGACGGCGAUAAAUCUGAUGAUGCGCCUCUAGGAAGAAAGACUGGUAAGGGGUUGUUUGACUCAUCAACAGUCAUGGUGACUCGACCAAAUGAGGCUUCCGUAUCUUCCGGGCAACAAUCUGCACCUGCUGAUGUAAAGAAUAUUACUUUAACGGACCAAAAGAAUGCAUCUGAAGCUUCUGCAAAAGCUUCAUGCCGAAGGAAAAUAAAGAAGUCAGGUCAAAGCAUCUCUCAAGAUCAUCCAAAUGAGAGAAAGGUGGAUUUACCUUCUUCUGAUACAGGCAUUUCUGGAACGUCUGAGGGUUUAAAGAGGAAGGGAGAUAUCGAGUUUGAGUUGCAGAUGGAAAUGGCUCUUGCUGCAACUGCAGCAGGGACUUCUGACGUUAACGUUGAGACUAAUGUUAAUAGUUUGAACAUCACUUCAUCGAGUAUUUCUCCUUUCAAAAAAUUGAAGAAAGUUGAAGGUGAAGAUUCAACAGGAAUUUCUACUGCAGUGGGAUUGAGAAAAAUAGGAGCCCCGAUGUAUUGGGCAGAAGUGUUUUGCAGUGGAGAGAACUCAACGGGAAAAUGGGUUCAUGUUGAUGUUGUGAAUGCAAUCAUCGAUGGAGAACAAAAAGUAGAGGCUGCAGCUGCUGCAUGUAAAACUUCUUUGCGAUAUGUGAUUGCGUUUGCUGGUCGAGGAGCUAAAGAUGUAACUCGCAGGUAUUGUGCAAAAUGGUACAAGAUAGCAUCACAUCGAGUUGAUUCAACUUGGUGGGAUGCAGUAUUGCGGCCAUUGAAAGAGUUAGAGUCUGGAGCAACUGGAGGCAAUAGCAAAUUGUCUGAUAAAUCAAGUGCGAGUGGCGUAAGGGAUAAUAGUAAUAGGAACUCUCUCGAGGAUAUGGAGCUGGAGACCAAAGCAUUAACUGAGCCACUUCCAACUAAUCAACAGGCAUACAGAAGUCAUCAUUUGUAUGCUCUUGAAAGAUGGCUUACAAAGUACCAGAUUCUUCACCCUAAGGGCCCCGUUUUAGGAUUUUGCUCUGGUCACCCCGUUUACCCACGAGCUUGUGUCCAAAUGCUGCACACCAAAGAGAGAUGGCUGCGAGAAGGGCUGCAAUUAAAAGUCAAUGAACUUCCAGUGAAGGUAUUGCAGCGGCCUGUAAAGCUCAACAAAGGGAAACUUCCAGGAGCUGAUGAAGAUGAUGAGAAUGAUUGUGUAGGGCCUGGAGGUACUAUCGAUCUUUAUGGGAAGUGGCAAACAGAACCUUUGUGUUUGCCCAGGGCCGAAAAUGGGAUUGUGCCAAAGAACGAGCGUGGGCAAGUGGAUGUGUGGUCUGAGAAAUGUCUUCCUCCAGGAACCGUGCAUUUGGGGUUUCCAAGAAUCUUUGCUAUUGCUAAGAAGCUGGGGAUUGAUUAUGCGCCUGCCAUGGUUGGUUUUGAAUUCAGAAGUGGCCGGUCUUUUCCUUUAUAUAAUGGCAUUGUGGUGUGUACUGAGUUCAGGGAUACAAUUCUAGAGGCAUAUGCAGAAGAAGAAGAAAGGAGGGGAGCAGAAGAAAGACGGAAGAAUGAAGCACAAGCGUUGUCCAGGUGGUAUCAACUUCUUUCGUCCAUUGUAACACGGCAAAGAUUAAACAAUCGAUAUGCAGAGGGAGUCUCGUCAAAUCCUUUAAAUGAAAUCCAAAAAACGGAUGAUAAAUUUCAUAAUCAUACCAGUACUAUUACUGGGAUGAUAAUACAGAAACCGAUAUCCCAACAAGUAAAUGAAGAUGCUAGUCAACCUGAUACUGUAGCACAAUCAAUUGAAGAGGAUCACGAGCAUGUGUUUAUGACAAAUGAUCAAAGUUUUGAUGUAGGGAGUUCUGUUAGGACAAAGUGGUGUCAUUGUGGGUUUUCAAUUGAAGUGGAAGAGUUGUAGCUCAGGGCAGUCAUCUCGAUUUGCCGAGCAAAAGACAUUGUCUAGCGAAGUUUUUUGCCAUUUGCUGGUUGUAAGCUCGCAAUAUGACGAGGCAUGUAUAAUACAACGUUUUGAGUUUUUAUAGCAUAUAUUUGAAAAUUUCCCGCA